Molecule: messenger RNA, 906 nt
Organism: Ziziphus jujuba (common jujube)
Lineage: Eukaryota; Viridiplantae; Streptophyta; Magnoliopsida; Rosales; Rhamnaceae
Product: tRNA-uridine aminocarboxypropyltransferase A
Exons: 1
Coding region: 1-759 (252 amino acids)
Source: RefSeq, a predicted model, not a curated record
AUGGAACCGGAGGACCUCGACCACCUCGACGUCUCCGGCACCUCCAGCUCAUCACCACCGCCUCGCCGGACCAUAUGCGGCAACUGCUCACGGCCCAGCCCAGUGUGCCUCUGCGAGUCUCUCCCGGCCCAGCCCAUUCCAACAAAAACCCAUGUCGUAAUCCUACACCAUCCCCACGAGGCCCAACACAAGCUUUCCACCACUCCGGUCCUCACCAAAUGCCUCCUCAACUCCACCACCAUCGUCAGUCGCCGUCUCCGGCCAGGCCUCUCUCCUCUCCUCGACCAAUCCCCACCAGCCAUUUACCUUUUCCCACCUACCCACUCGUCACCGGCGGUUAAUUUAUCCUGCCUGCAGGUACAGGACCCAGAGAAGCCUUUGGUGCUCGUCGUCUUCGAUGGCACUUGGAAGCACGCGAAAGAGAUGGUCAGCGCUAGCGAGGAGUUCUUGUCCAAAUUCGCCAAAAGGGUGUGCUUGGAUUUCGAUGAGACAGUGAGUGGUGGGAGUAUCUACGACUCGGAGUUGAUUCUGAGGAAGGAACCCUUUGGUGGGUGCGUGAGCACUAUGGAGGCCGUGGCAAGAGCUUUGAGAGUUAUGGAACCCAAUGGGUUGGAGAUCGAGAGGAAGUUGGUCCAGGUUCUGAGGGAUAUGGUGAGGUUGCAGGCCGGUUAUUUGAAGCCCAUGAAGACCAGGCCGAAGCUGUUGAAGAAAAGCAAGCAACCAAAUAAGAAGCUCAACCAUGAGAGUGAAAGCUCUUGAAAAUUUUUUGUUCUAUUCUUUAUGGAACCCAUUUUUUCUUUCUGCUGAAAAUUUGUGCUGAGUUAAUGGUUUUUUAAUUUGCAUUGCAUGAGAUUGUUAUGUCUGUUUCUUUUAAGAUAAUUAUUUCUCUUAUACAUUUUAUAAAUG